Molecule: messenger RNA, 2750 nt
Organism: Hyla sarda
Lineage: Eukaryota; Metazoa; Chordata; Amphibia; Anura; Hylidae
Gene: KCMF1
Product: potassium channel modulatory factor 1
Exons: 7
Coding region: 155-1300 (381 amino acids)
Biological process (GO): synaptic signaling
Cellular component (GO): plasma membrane
Molecular function (GO): zinc ion binding
Source: RefSeq, a predicted model, not a curated record
CGCACAGGGAGCACGGCGGGCAGUCGGUGCAGUGUGUCAGGCAGCGGAGGAAGAGGAGGAGGGUGAGGAGGAAGCACACUCACACACUCUCUGCUCUCUCACUAGGAGGAGGAGUCGGAGCAGCAGCUGCAGCGGCGGCGGCCUGAGCGAUAGGAUGUCCCGACAUGAAGGUGUCAGCUGCGAUGCAUGUUUAAAAGGAAACUUUAGAGGCCGACGAUACAAGUGCUUAAUCUGCUACGACUACGAUUUGUGUGCAUCUUGCUAUGAAAGUGGUGCAACAACAACAAGACACACAACUGACCAUCCAAUGCAGUGCAUAUUGACAAGGGUAGACUUUGAUUUAUACUAUGGUGGGGAAGCUUUCUCUGUCGAGCAGCCGCAGUCUUUUACUUGUCCUUAUUGUGGUAAAAUGGGUUAUACUGAGACGUCUUUACAAGAGCAUGUGACUUCAGAGCAUGCAGAAACCUCAACAGAAGUGAUUUGCCCAAUUUGUGCAGCAUUACCAGGGGGAGAUCCAAAUCACGUCACAGAUGAUUUUGCUGCCCAUCUUACACUUGAACACAGAGCUCCCAGAGAUCUAGAUGAAUCCAGUGGAGUUCGACACGUACGAAGGAUGUUUCACCCUGGCCGAGGGUUGGGUGGUCCACGAGCUCGCCGAUCAAACAUGCACUUUACUAGCAGUUCCACUGGAGGGCUUUCGUCAUCACAGAGCUCAUACUCUCCAAGCAAUAGGGAAGCAAUGGAUCCUAUAGCUGAGUUAUUAUCCCAAUUAUCAGGGGUGAGGCGCUCAACGGGUGGUCAGCUUAACUCCUCGGGUCCUUCUGCAUCUCAGUUGCAUCAGCUUCAGAUGCAGUUACAGCUAGAGAGACAGCAGGCACAGGCAGCACGGCAACAGUUAGAAACGGCACGUAACGCAACUAGGCGCAACAAUGCAAGUAGUGUCACCACCACAAUCACCCAAUCCACAGCAACAACCAACACAUCCAAUACGGAAAACAAUCAGCAAACAAUACAGAAUUCACAGUUUCUCCUCACAAGGUUGAACGACCCCAAGAUGACAGAAGCUGAACGACAGUCAUUAGAAAGUGAAAGGGCCGAUCGUAGCCUAUUCGUCCAAGAGCUGCUGCUUUCUACAUUGAUGCAGGAAGAAAGCUCCUCCUCAGAUGAGGAUGAGCGAGGGGAAAUAGCCGAUUUUGGGGCAAUGGGUUGUGUAGAUAUAAUGCCUUUAGAUGUUGCUUUAGAAAACUUAAAUCUAAAAGAGAGCAAUAAAGGAAACGAGCCUCCGCCACCUCCUCUUUGAUGACAUCCCCCUUUGCAGACAAUGUCCUCUGUGCUGUAACUGCCAAUGAAAGUGGACAAACAACUAUCUUUGGGUUUGUUUUGGUGAUUGUAAUUUCCGGUCUGUCACUCUUGUUACAUUGUGUACAUUCAAAAAAAAAUGUAAAAAAAAAAAAAUUUGAAAAGAGACAGAGGCAAAUAUAUAUGACAAAAUCACUUAACUAAUUUUUACUUCUAGCAGAUAUACAUAGGUAGCAGUACCAGAGGCAGCUGUCUGCUUCCUGUACCUUGACAUAAACAGAAAACAAAAUAAGGCUCUCCUAAUCUCCCACAUUCAAACUGAAAAAGGAAACAAAGUAUAUGGAAAAUCUCUAAUGAAGCUGCUGUGUGUAUUUAUGAAUAUUAAUUAAUAAAACUGCUUGGAUGGUUUACCAUAAUUACUGCAUGAGGUUUUUUGCAGCGUGCAUGAGGUUUUAGUGACAUUGUCAUUAAGAAAACACAAAAAAAGUCAAACUGGCUUAAAUUUUAGAUUAUAUUAAGCCAUAAAUCCCAAAGCUUUCCUAAACAUUAUUCAAAAGGUUACAGCACCUGACGACAUGCAAGGUUACCCUGGACUAGUGGCUUGUGGCUUUGGAUCUUUUGAAUAAUGUGUGAUUUAUUUUCUGCAAGUUCUACAGUGGCAUUAACUGAAUGUUUACUUGCCCUGUCAUCCCACACAACAUUUGCACAGUAUCGUUAUUAGUAAAAAAAAAAAAAAAAAAAAGCAGUUGUGCUAUAGACAAACUAUAAUUCAGUUGCUACUGGAUACCAUUUGUUCCAUAUCUGAGAAAUGUUAUUGGCUCUCAGAUCAAAUAUUGUGUUAUCCAAAAUGACUUAUUGAUUUAUUGAUUUAUCUAAUUUGUUCCAUUUUUUUUUUUUUUUUAAGGGAGUUUAUCGAGAUUAUCCUCACUGGAGGAAACGGCAUAAAAAAAAACUAUACUGGCCUGAUAAAUUUACUAUUGCUCCAGCACCGCCGUUCUUCUGAUUAACGCUAGUCUUUGUUUACCUUGCUGCAGUGACGGCAUGCCUAUAUACCGUACAUGUGUGACCCCUGCAGCCAGUGGCGUGUUCCCGCAGUGAACAGCAAGAGACUGCAUGUUCAGUAAAUGGCUGCAGUUUACAUCAGAGCACAUCAUUGUCUCAGCAAGGUGAACAAAGAUAGUCAAUGACCACUGGAGUGCGGUGCUGGAGUGGCAGCAGAUUUCUUUAGUAAGUAUAGCAGUUUUUUAUGUUAUCCUAUUUAGUAAAUUUUCCUCCAAUCUUGCACAACCUCUUUAGCAUUUCCUGUAAAAUGGCAUUACAGUUAACCCCACUGUUUGAAAUUGCACAAUUUGUGAUCCCUUAAACCAAUUUUUUUUCUGUGUUAAAAGGUUUGUUUGCUUAUUCUUUUUUUUAUGUGGUUGUUUAUUAAAAAAAAUUAGAAAAAAAAAAAA